AUGUGUAUCAGCUUCUCCUCUCCUUCCCCAGCCCACUCUCCUCUCGAAUCUCUCCGCCCCGCCAAUCCUACUCCUUACCAUCCCGAAAACCUUCCAUCAAUCUUAUCCCCUUUCUUUCGUCCCUCCAACCCAACUCCCUACCAUCCACAAAACCUUCCCCAGGAUCUCGAAGAGACACGAUCAAUUUGCCGCGUCCUCAAAGAAGCUGGAUUUAUCAAUAUAGUGCAAUUCUUGGAUUCGCAUGAUUUAAGAGAGGAUGAGAAGAAUCGCAUUCUGAGGGCAUGGGAGUUCAAUGAGGGAAUGAGAGAGGACUGCUUGGUCCAGAAUGCAAAGGAGGAGAUCUUGAUGCAGAGAGAAAAUGGGGUUGAUGCUGGGAGAGAGAAGGAGAAUGAGGUCUUUGCCUUGUUUGUUUGCAUUAAGAAACAGGCCAACACUGUGAAAGCAAAAGUGUUGGGCGAGAAGAAGAAUUUCAUCACUCAUCAGGCACCCAUACCCCAAAAAACAAGUGAAGAGAUGAAUUAUAGCUCCGAUGAAUCUUAUUUCUCCAGUUUCUAA
This is a messenger RNA of Botrytis porri, 555 nucleotides long. RefSeq lists its product as uncharacterized. The transcript has a single exon. The record is from RefSeq and is a predicted model, not a curated record. Lineage: Eukaryota; Fungi; Ascomycota; Leotiomycetes; Helotiales; Sclerotiniaceae. Bases 1 to 555 code for a protein of 184 amino acids.